Molecule: messenger RNA, 2080 nt
Organism: Actinia tenebrosa (Australian red waratah sea anemone)
Lineage: Eukaryota; Metazoa; Cnidaria; Anthozoa; Actiniaria; Actiniidae
Product: ceramide kinase
Biological process (GO): ceramide metabolic process; phosphorylation
Molecular function (GO): ceramide kinase activity
Source: RefSeq, a predicted model, not a curated record
UGUUGGUAGUCAACAAACGAAGCAAAGAUGGCGACAGGAGGAGAAGGAAGUUCCCUCUUUCAUUCAGUUUUGCAUCAUAAUAGCAAGUCUGUUAAUGUUUUUAUUACACCUAAGACCUUCUAUUGGUGUUCAGAAGGUUCUGAAGAACAUCCUUACGGAAAUGUUCCACCCAGACACUCAAUCCCUCUGACAGAAAUAUUUGCUGUUUCACCAAACAAACAAGUCACCUCUCAAAAUGAGGAUGGAGAUAUCGAGAUGUCUAUGCUGAAGAGCACAUCAUUUAUCAUUCAUGCAAUUAAGAGAAUGAAGCAUCAUAAAUGGAAGACAAAAAGACUGCUCUUUGAUUGUCAGUUGAGCUCCGAAUGCUAUGAAUGGAUUCAAAGAAUACAAGAGUUACUGGAUGGUAUGCAACGUCCAAGGAGGCUUCUAAUUUUUAUCAAUCCAGUUGGUGGGAAAAAACUUGCUGGGAAAAUCUACAAAGAAAAAGUACAACCACUGUUUGAUCUUGCAAAUAUUAAAACUGAAAUUAUAGUUACUGAAAGAGCUAAUCAUGCAAAAGACUAUCUGGAGUUGGAGUCCCUUGAUAAGUUAGAUGGAAUCAUCACUGUAGGAGGAGAUGGGAUGUUCCAUGAGAUACUCAAUGGCUUAAUAAGAAGAACCCAAACAGACAAUAAUGUUGACACAACCAAACCAGAUUUCGAACCAGUCCAACCAUCAUUAACAGUUGGUGUUAUACCAGCAGGCUCCACAGAUGCAAUAGCAUACUGUACCAAUGGUAUUAAUGACCCAGUAACGUCAGCACUUCAUAUAAUAAUUGGCGAUGUUCACCCUCUGGAUGUCUGCUCUGUCAAACACAAGACAGAAGUUCAAAGGUAUUCCGUUUCCAUGGCAGCGUAUGGUUUCUUUGGAGAUGUACUGCAGGACAGUGAAAAGCUCCGCUGGAUGGGACCAAAGCGUUAUGACUACUCUGGGUUCAAAAAGUUCUUCAUAAACAAGGGCUACGAUGGUAGCGUUAGUUUCCUUCAAGAUGACAGUCUAGAGGCACAUCCCUUAGACAAAAGCCGCUGUAGGACAGGGUGUUAUAUAUGUAACCCGGUGAAUAAGGAUCCGUUUCUUCAGGAAACACCUGACGAAACCGAUAAACAAACAGAAAGUGACUCAUCAAGUCUUCAAUGGAAAACAAUCGAUGGCCGGUUCAUCAGUGUCAUUGGAGUCAACAUGUCAUGCGCAUGCGCCAAAAGUCCCGAAGGCCUGUCCCCUAGUGCUCACCUCGCCGAUGGAUAUAUGGAUUUGAUCCUGGUCAAACAUACAUCUAGACUGCAGUACUUGAGGCACAUGUUGAGUCUUGCUAACAGAUCAAAUCAUUUUAAUUUUAAUUUCGUGGAAGUGUUUCGCGUCAAGGAGUUUCACUUCAAGCCUUCACAAUCCGCCGAACCCAACGAUGAUGAGACGGACGAAGCUGCCAUUCCAGCAAGAGAUAACGACCAGGAAAUCCUAGCAGGUCCCGCCAAAAAAUCACGAGGAAAUGCUUCAAAAAGCACGUGGAAUGUUGAUGGUGAACCUGUGGAGGAGCCUGGUGUUCACGUCAGAGUUCACUGCCAGCUGAUCAAAAUAUUCGCACGAGGAAUAGAAGAAUGUAGUGACACCCCGUCAUGCGCACUGUGCUACAGAAGAUGACGUCAGCAGAGCGCCAUCAGUUCCUAAUAUAUUACCUUAUAUCUCCUUAAUUCACGGAGAAAACCAGAAUUUGACAUCGUAAUUGGACUUUAUUUAAUUAAUUUAACGUUAUCGAAAAGAAGAUAAAAAAAUUGACAUAUUAUUUGUGGUGUUUUGAUUUAUUAAAGUAUUUUGGUGAGUUGUGUGUGACGUCACAAUCGCCAUAUGGAUGAUUCUUAAAAGUGAAAUUUAAUGUCUGCCUAUGUUCGAGUUUUUGACGCAAAAAUUCCUCCAACGGAAGUGAUCAGAAAAAAAAAAACUCAUAAGUAAUGAGUUCUGUGCAGACUAUAUAUAUAAUCGCAUGAACUGCCAGCUAGUGAAUCAUUCUAAAAUGCUACAUUUUUAAAGAAAGACAUUGAUUUGC